CGAGAGCCGAGCAUAAGAAUACCACAAGUGUAGAAGCUAUAAAAAAACAACAUAGAUCGGAAAAGAAGAAAUGUCAUCGGAGAAACGAUCUUCAAGGCCGCCAUUAUCGGACACCCAGAACCUCUCUUGCCCACGUUGCCACUCCACCAACACCAAAUUCUGCUACUACAACAACUACAACCUCUCCCAGCCGCGCCAUUUCUGCAAGUCCUGCCGCCGUUACUGGACCCGCGGCGGAUCCAUCCGUAACGUCCCCGUCGGCGGCAGCCACAGGCGCCCCUCCGGUAAACGCUCCCGCGCCGCAACUUCCCCGACACGCUCUGUUCGCUCCCCUGUUCCUGCGGCUCUUGGAUUGCGUACCGGGUCGGGUCGCGACGUGAAUCUGAAUGAGACGGUGCCUGGGCCCGAGACCGCCGGGAGUUUCACAUCUCUGCUGAGCUCCACGGCGGUGGACAGCGGUAUUGAGUAUGUAUUUGGGUCGAAUGGGUUGGAUUACGGGUUCGGGCUCUGCGACUGGGCGGCGGAAGAUAUCGUCGGUGAAGCUGCUGGUGGAAGUUUCAUCGGAAGCGUGGCUGCUCCGAGUUGGAACGCGUGGCGGACCGGCGGCGGAGAGAUCGCUGAAGGCGGCCUAGCCGACGUCGGUGAUUGUUUAGGCUGGCCGGAACUCGCCAUUUCUGGACCCGAAAGGAAAUCUUGAAUCGGCUAAUGAAAAUAAUGGAAGGUUAAUUGUGUUGAACCAUGGAUAUGCGUAUGGUUUUGUUUCUUUAAUUACGUUUCACAUGUCUGGUUAAUUAACUGCUCAAAAUUUGUAGGGUACUUGGUAUAUCUCGAGUAAUAGAAAACAGUGGUUCUAAACUUCUAAUUACAGUGUUUUUAGCGCGUAGAUACUCAUCAAAAAGAGUCUUUGUUGAUCUAUCUCGAAGAAAUGCAGUAUUAUUGACUCGUCA
This is a messenger RNA of Cuscuta epithymum, 947 nucleotides long. NCBI's taxonomy places the organism in Eukaryota, Viridiplantae, Streptophyta, Magnoliopsida, Solanales, Convolvulaceae. The record is from the annotation of a GenBank genome assembly.